UCCGCCGUGCCCAGUGGAGCCACGUAGGGCCUCUCAACAAGCUGGUGCGCUUUACAGACAGCUCCGUCUGCCAAUGGGAUUCCCGGGGGCGGGAUUUCUUGGCAAAGAGGAAGAGUGUCACGGUGGCUUGGAGGUUUCGGUGCAGAGGGUAGUAUGGCUGGUGCGGUCACCGCCACGUCUCCAGCUGAUAAAGAGAGAUUUAUCUGCAUUUACCCAGCGUAUUUGAAUAACAAGAAGACAAUAGCAGAAGGAAGAAGGAUACCUAUAGACAAAGCUGUUGAAAAUCCCACAUCUACAGAAAUCCAAGAUGUAUGUGCAGCAGUUGGAUUCAAUGUGCUAUUAGAGAAAAAUAAGAUGUAUCCGAGAGAGUGGAACAGAGACAUGCAGUACAGAGGCAGAGUACGAAUCCAGCUCAAACAAGACGAUGGCAACCCCUGUUUACCUCAAUUUCCAACACGUAAAUCAGUGAUGCUGUAUGCUGCAGAAACUAUUCCCAAAUUGAAAACAAGAACCCAAAAGAUGGGAGGCAGUGAUCAAAGUGUUCAGCAAGGAGAGGGAGGCAAGAAAGGUAAAGGGAAGAAAAAGAAAUGAGCUCACAUCUGGAAUAAUUGUCCUGAGUUGUACUUAGGACAAAUGCAGAUGGACACACAACUUGCUGCAAGAUUGAAGUGAGAGAUACAAGCAAGAAGUAAACACAUGAUGCUGAAGAGAACUGCCUGCUGUUCUGGCAACUGAAAUGCAUGUAGAUGCCUCUCAUCUGUGUAACAAUAAAUUUGUCUUUACACACAACCUGCAAACGUGCAGCUAGCAUUCACUUUUAGAAGUGGGUGAAAGAAUUACUCUUUCCAGAAGAAACGUGGAGCUUUUGAUAAAUAUUCUUAUGCAGACUAGGUAUUUGAAAACUGGUUGCCUUAGUAAACCUUUAUCUAUGCUAGUCAAGUGACUGUCUUAAUUCUGGAGGGUCUUUGUCACUAAUGGAAAAACAUUAAUCAGUGGUGUUAUGGCUCUGUAAACUUCCCUUGCUAAUCAUCUUUCACAGCAGUCAAGUGUACUAAUAA
Molecule: messenger RNA, 1058 nt
Organism: Indicator indicator
Lineage: Eukaryota; Metazoa; Chordata; Aves; Piciformes; Indicatoridae
Gene: SRP19
Product: signal recognition particle 19
Exons: 5
Coding region: 154-591 (145 amino acids)
Biological process (GO): SRP-dependent cotranslational protein targeting to membrane; SRP-dependent cotranslational protein targeting to membrane, signal sequence recognition
Cellular component (GO): signal recognition particle, endoplasmic reticulum targeting
Molecular function (GO): 7S RNA binding
Source: RefSeq, a predicted model, not a curated record